Molecule: messenger RNA, 1941 nt
Organism: Nannizzia gypsea CBS 118893
Lineage: Eukaryota; Fungi; Ascomycota; Eurotiomycetes; Onygenales; Arthrodermataceae
Exons: 1
Coding region: 1-1941 (646 amino acids)
Source: RefSeq, a predicted model, not a curated record
AUGGAGUCACCAGCACGAAAGCACGCUCGAGAUACGGCCUCCCCUCUUCGCACACUGUCGCCACACCACAUCAACCAGCAGACCAUGAAGUCCAGCAAACCAGAGAGGGACAGACACUCAGUCGAUGUCCAGUCCAAAGUCGCGUUCCUCAACCGCCUAGCGAGCCCCGGCAGCCCGGCACCCCUGCAGCCAUCAUCGACUACGCAUGCUGCCCUACAAAGAGCGAUACUGGGCCGUGAAGAGGCCGAAGAAACACUAAGAGCAACGACCAAAGAGUUGAAUGAGGCGCGGCAGCGAGAACGACGCGUGAGUGAGCGGCUGGAGUCGUUACUCGAGGAACUACAUACAUACAAAGAGCGACAGUCACAAGAGCGAGCAUUGUUUGAAAAAGAAAUACGGCGUGCCAGAAAAGAAGCGUUUCGUGCUGGUUCUAAUCUGGUCAAGGCACAAGAGGAAUUGAAGUCUUCUCGUGGAGAAAUAAAGAGUCUCAAGGACGAUGUCAGGAUUGAACGAGAGGCCAAGGAGAAAGCCAAACAAGAUGCAUUUGAACGCGCUUAUGCGUUGGCAGGUUUGACAGAAGAGAAUGAAGUAUUGAAGGAUCAAAUAAGAGCAUUUCAGACGGAUAACCAGUCUGGCAUUCUCGAAGCAGAAGCGGAGAUGAUGAGGGGUGAAACACCGAGAAGCAGAGCCCAAAGAUCAAGCAUAAACCUUAUGCCAGGAAGUUCAGCGUCGAGAGGAAAGAAGCGUGGCCUGCCUGACUCCAGAGACCAAAUGUCGCCAGUCCGCAAAAAGAGUGCUCAACACCAGCCUGACUUCCGGUCUAGCAUGAAAUCACCCACAAAGUUAACUCCCAGCCGCGACUUGGUGCCGUUUGAGCAGGAAGGAGAAGAAGAGCCUUUGAAACUCAUGGACAACGAGAGAGAAAUAAUAAUGGAACUCGAAGAGGAUUUGCGCUGGGAGAAGUUAAUGCGACGACGAGCAGAGGAUAUGAUUGAUUUCUUGAAGCUCGAGUGUCAGUUUAAACGAUGCUCUUGCAGGAUUGCAGAACGCCAGGGGAUUAAAUAUGUGCACGAUCUAGACUGGGAGAAGAUAAGUCCGGCCGAGGAUCAAGAGAAGACCACCGUUACGAAGAUACCCAGUCCACUGCCGGACAGGAAGCCAUCACCACAUUUACAGAUAACCGAAGAGUCUCCUCCUUCAGAGAGCGCUGAUCUUGACAAACUUGAAGCUGAUCCCGCAAGCGACGAUGCUCCCCCCGAGCCAGACGUUGUCUUCUGCCCAGAUACUGGAACUUUCAAGGCAAUUCUAUCUCCGGCGCGCAAGGCAGAGCCAAUACCACCUGAAAGGUCAAAUAGCCGUCCUGCAGUAAACCGUACAGAGCCACCUCCAAAACCAAGAUGGUCACUUCAUGAUGACCCUGUUCCGGCACCAAGCUCUGUAGUUCCGAAGAAGAGAAACGAAGAACCACCAUUAGUUGCGGCUUUAGAAGCCUCUGAUCAUCAACCACAAUCUCCACGACCAACUAUACAAGAACUGCCUGCUACAACAAACCCUCGAAAACGCUACGUGACGCCUCUCUCGCUCGAACAACGUCAACGUCAGCAUCAAAACAAUACCACAGCUGAAGUGGAAACAAUCACAACCACCAAGACAGUACCUCUCAAUGCCGAAAGGGCCUCUACUGAUUUAUCUGCUAAACUCCCCGGUACGCCCAUUAGCCGCGAAGAGGCUCUGGCACAGAUCCGAGCACGACGUGGCCGUACACAAAGCGCCCUCAAACGGUCUGCCAGUGCGAAUGAUGCCAGCCAUCGUCCCCGCGUUGUCAGCGGAACUUCAACGCCCAGUAACGUCGUCAGAAGUGUGUCAAGAGCGGAGGGUAUGACGAUCAGCCGUGCUAAGCCAGGUCGCCGCGGGCUUUCUACUGCCAGCCAUGGAUACUAG